This is a messenger RNA of Nematolebias whitei (Rio pearlfish), 3579 nucleotides long. It is a transcript of the gene capn3b, whose product is annotated as calpain 3b. Lineage: Eukaryota; Metazoa; Chordata; Actinopteri; Cyprinodontiformes; Rivulidae. The transcript is spliced from 23 exons. Gene Ontology annotation, cellular component: cytoplasm. Gene Ontology annotation, molecular function: calcium ion binding; calcium-dependent cysteine-type endopeptidase activity. Bases 199 to 2496 code for a protein of 765 amino acids. Gene Ontology annotation, biological process: negative regulation of apoptotic process; proteolysis. The record is from RefSeq and is a predicted model, not a curated record.
GGACAAGUUGCUGGUGUCAGAACCUGCUUGUUGACUGUCCUGGAGCAGUGACAGCUCUCUCCAGAAAAUUAAGGAACUAAAAGUUAUUUUCUGACGCAGGGAAGUUAUACAGGAAGUUAGGGACUGUUUUGCAACCGCUUGUGUUGGUUUGUGCAAAGAGAGGAAAGACCCUGAGAUUUGUUUGUUCACUCUGAGGUGAUGGAGGACGAGAAAAGCCCAGGGAGAGUUCCUCUGGUUGAGGAAACCAAGGUGAAGCUGCUUUACGACACCGAGGCGUCACUGGAGCACGAUGGCAACGUCGACUACGGCGUUACGGGGUCAAACUCCAUCUACUCUGCCAUCCUGAGCAGAAAUGAGGCCGUCAAAGAUGCGACGCGUCUGAAGACCUUCUUGGAGCUGCGAGACAAGUACGUGAAGAAGAACGUUGUGUUCGAAGACCCCCUGUUCCCUGCAAACGACUCCUCGCUUUUUUAUAGUCAGAAGCCUUUGAUGAAGUUUGAGUGGAAACGUCCCUCGGAAAUCUGUGAAAACCCUCAGUUUAUUGUGGACGGAGCCAACAGAACAGACAUCUGUCAAGGAGAGCUGGGUGACUGCUGGCUGCUCGCUGCCAUCGCCUGUCUGACUCUGAACGAGAAGCUGCUGUACAGAGUGAUUCCUCCGGAUCAGAGCUUCACUGAAAAUUACGCCGGGAUCUUCCACUUCCAGUUUUGGCGUUAUGGCGAGUGGAUCGAUGUGGUGGUGGAUGAUCGCAUCCCCACCUGCAACAACCAGCUGGUUUUCACCAAAUCCUUCAGGAAGAACGAGUUCUGGAGCGCUCUGCUGGAGAAAGCCUAUGCAAAGUUGCACGGCUCGUACGAAGCACUAAAAGGGGGGAAUACUCUGGAGGCCAUGGAGGACUUUACCGGCGGAGUUACUGAGUAUUUUGAGUUGCCUGAGGCGCCGGCGGACCUCUACAGCAUCAUGAAGAAGGCCCUGCAGAGAGGCUCGCUGAUGGGCAGCUCCAUAGAUGUUUCUUCAGCCAGCGAACUGGAGUCUCGGACUGAGCAUGGGCUGGUUAGAGGUCACGCCUACUCCAUCAUCGCUCUGGAGGAGUGUGACGAAGUUGCAAAGGACACCAAAAUUCGCCUGAUUCGAUUGCGCAACCCCUGGGGUUGGGUGCUCUGGAAGGGACCCUGGUGUGCCAACUCGAAGGAGUGGUCGACCAUCUCCACUGCAGACAGGGAGAAUCUGAAGAAACAGACCGUAGAGACGAGUGAGUUCUGGAUGUCCUUCGAUGAUUUCAAGAAGAUCUUCACUAAGCUGGAGAUGUGCAACCUGACGCCUGACACGCUGCAGGAAGACGAGAGGCACAGCUGGACGGUGUCGGUCCACGAGGGUCGCUGGGUGAGAGGCAGCUCUGCCGGCGGCUGCAGGAACUUUCCAGACACGUUUUGGACGAAUCCUCAGUAUCGGCUUCAGCUGUACGAGGAGGAUGACGACCCUGAGGACGGGCAGGUGGUCUGCACUGUCGUCGUGGCUCUGAUGCAGAAAGGACGGAGGAUGCAGCGCCAUAAAGGCCUCAAGUUCCUCACUAUUGGAUUUUCCAUCUAUGAGGUGCCAAAAGAGUCAGAAGGGCAGGAUCAACAUCUGCAGAAAGACUUUUUCCUCUACACGGCCUCCAAAGCCAAAUGCAAGUCCUACAUCAACCUGCGGGAGGUGACGGAGCGUUUCCGACUUCCCCCUGGCACGUAUGUCAUCGUCCCCACCACCUACAAUCCCCAUGAUGAGGGAGAGUUCAUCCUCAGGGUCUUCUCUGAGAAGCAGAACACAUCUGAAGAGGCAGAGACCACCAUCGACCAAACGCAGCAAGACAAGAAAAUGAAGAGCAAGCCCAUUGUGUUUGUGUCGGACAGAGCGCGGGCCAACAAAGAAAUCGAGCACGACGGCAUUCAGGGGGAGAAGAAGAAAAGACCCAAGCUGCUACAACCUGAGGAGACCGAAGAGGAAAAAAACUUCAGGGUUAUUUACAAACAGAUUGCCGGUGAGGACAUGGAGAUCUGUGCGAAUGAGCUGAAGACCAUCAUGAACAACGUCCUUUCCAAACAUAAAAACAUAAAGACCGAAGGGUUCAGCCUGGAGACGUGUCGGAGUAUGAUCGCCUUGAUGGACACAGAUGGAUCCGGGAAGCUGCACUUCCAGGAGUUCAAACAUUUGUGGAAAAAGAUCAAAGAGUGGCAGCUCAUCUUCAAACACUUCGACAAAGACAAGUCGUCCAUCAGCAGCUUCGAGAUGAGGAACGCGGUCAAUGCUGCAGGGUUUCACCUGAACAAGCAGCUGUACGACAUCAUAGCCAUGCGCUACGCAGACGAACGCCUCAACAUCGAUUUCGACAGUUUCAUCUGCUGCUUCGUCAGACUCGAGGGCAUGUUCAGAGCUUUUAAUGCUUUCGAUAAAGAUGGAGACGGAUUAAUUAAACUCAAUGUCCUGGAGUGGCUUCAGCUGACCAUGUACUCGUAGAUCAUUUCAUCCAGGACAGCGGCUCACUUGACCCCACAUUUGUUGUGACGUUAAAAUUAUGGUUUUGCACCUGGAAUGUGACUAAAGAUAGAGUUACGGAUUGUAAAUGAAAGCUUUUAAGUUAUUGUUUUUAAUUCUGGUUUAAUAUUUGGACUUCUGUCAAAGCUUUGAGCUGAAACAACCGGUACUCAGAAAAUAUUUACAGAGUCAGAACAGAUAAGAGGGCAGCCUAUGUGUCGUAAACAUGUUUAAAGUGUCUUCUGCUUAAAAAUUUGAGAUAAACUUAUACAUUUUAAUAUUUUAUUGCUGUACACAUACAGUAGGUUUUAAAUUAAACAUACUGCACAGAAUUAAAUACAAAAACUGAGGCAGAACCUUAAAAGUUUGUCUUGGAAUAAUUUGAUCUUAAAUGUGAAAAAAAAGUAAAUUAUAAAGACUAUAAAUAAAAUAUCAAUUAAUGAAAAACAGAGUUAAUCAAAUUCUUUUUGUAAAAGAACUUAACGGCUUGAAAGUUGAGGCUUCUCCACCAAGUUUAAUCUUUGAUGGCAGUGUUGCAUUGUGGGUAAUGUAGGCGCUAGUUUAAGUAGCAUCAAAGAAAUAUGGGAUAUCUGCAUCGAGUCUGAUGUCCUCCUCUUUUAUGUUUCAGUCCAUUCAUUCUUUUGAUUUCACACAUAAACUCCUCUAACCUGUGGAUCAGAUCCUGUUUAAGCUGAUGGUAAAAUCUGCUUCUGAGCUCCAACGUGUUUGUGUCGGCGUUGCACUUUUGUAAAAAAUAUUCACAAUGAUUAGCUCCAAGCAUGAUUUAACACCAAUCAAAUCCUUUCGGUGAUUUUACUCAGUAACUUUGAGAAAAACAGACGGAUCCCAAAUUAGAGCAAUAACUUGUACAACUAUGAAACAGAAAACGGGUUAAAAUGCAAAUCGUGUACAAAUUAGGCGUUUUAGGAAAUCGCUGACGUUUGUUCCUGCCUGGUCUUGUGUACGUUUAAGAGCAAAGAGGAUGUGACUCUUCAAACAGCAACUCAGCAGGACGCAGUGUCUGUAAAACAAAAAAAUAAAACGACUUGUACACAAAAUGUUUCG